AUGGCGCUUGUUUCAUUUGAUGGGCAGUGUGCGAAUUGUGUGAGGAGGUACAGAGACGAGAAACACAGUACGGUCUUAUUUUGUACAACUAUUGACCUCACUUGGAAUUUUAAUAAAUGCUCGAAUUCCAAACACAGCAGAAGUACUAGUACAAUCUCAACCUCCAUAAAUACUCAACUCAUAGCAUUACCUACCAAAAGCACUCCGCCGCCCGCCGCCGGCCCUGUCCGGAUCCGACAGCACCGACAAUGCCCUCCUGCGCAGACGUCGAAGAAAAGAAAAGCACAAAGCCCCAGCGAAUCCAGCUCAGGAUCCGACAGCACCGACAAUGCCCUCCUGCGCAGACGCCGAAGAAAAGAAAAGCACAAAGCUCCAGCGAAUCCAGCUCAGGUUGUGUCAGGAGGCUACUUACCUACAUACUCAUUGACUCCUCGCCUCAUGAUAAGGAAAGAAAGAAGCAAGGUCCCGCGGACGAUUGGCAAAAUCUAA
This is a messenger RNA of Morchella sextelata, 489 nucleotides long. RefSeq lists its product as uncharacterized. The record is from RefSeq and is a predicted model, not a curated record. Bases 1 to 489 code for a protein of 162 amino acids. The transcript has 4 exons. Lineage: Eukaryota; Fungi; Ascomycota; Pezizomycetes; Pezizales; Morchellaceae.